AUGGGUUCGGUGACGCAAGAAUGUCAGAUGGGUAAAAGAGAAUUUGAAGGUCGAAAUUUAGUCGUGAUCGAUACACCAGGAUUGUUUGAUACAGACAAAGAUUCAUUUUCGGUAGCCUACGAAAUAAGUAAAGCAGUGGGUAUCAGUGCUCCCGGACCGCAUGCAUUCAUCAUUGUUAUUAAAGCUAGUGGUAGUCGGUACACACGUGAGGCUGAAGAAACAGUGAAACUUGUUCACGAUAUUUUUGGUGGUGACGUUGUUCGUUAUUGCAUCGUUGUUUUCACUGGUGAGGAUAAUAUACAUCGAGAUGACUCAACAGCUACACUCGAUCAAUGGCUAGCUCAAUCGACUGAUUCGGUUAUUAGCCUCGUUCAAGCUUGUAAUGUCGUUGUAUGGCCAUUGAUACGACGGAGAAAUCAAAGGAACAACUUGAUAAUAAAGUGCGGGAGCUCAUGUCCCUAG
Messenger RNA from Didymodactylos carnosus, 462 nucleotides. Lineage: Eukaryota; Metazoa; Rotifera; Eurotatoria; Philodinida; Philodinidae. The record is from the annotation of a GenBank genome assembly.